This is a messenger RNA of Archocentrus centrarchus (flier cichlid), 4713 nucleotides long. RefSeq names its product low density lipoprotein receptor-related protein 12 (gene lrp12). The transcript is spliced from 13 exons. NCBI's taxonomy places the organism in Eukaryota, Metazoa, Chordata, Actinopteri, Cichliformes, Cichlidae. The record is from RefSeq and is a predicted model, not a curated record. Gene Ontology annotation, cellular component: plasma membrane. Gene Ontology annotation, molecular function: protein binding. The coding region runs from base 739 to 3555 and encodes 938 amino acids.
GGGCUUCUCGCUGCGGUCUGUGGCUGUUCAGCUCGACGGAAGCUAACAGCUAACGGCCAACGGGUUCGCGCGGAGAUGCGCUCAUACCGACAAGCAGAGCGACACUUGCGCUGCUGACUCGGUCCCGGUUCUAUGAGCCCAGCUUGACCCGGAUCGCUUGCCUUGCUCCGUGCCGGUAGGCCGCUCUGCCCUGUUAGCAUGUUGGCGUUAACGGGCCGGUGUUCUUAGUGUUAGCCUGUUAGCCGCCAGCUAGCGCCUCUUUGUUUCCGAGCUAACCGAGGUUCUCCGCAGGAUGUCCCGCUGCGGACCCCCCGCACAGCUCGUUUCCACACUGGAGGCUCCGCUCAGCGGUUCGCGUGUCUGUUAGCUGACGGUCCGGUGUGUCGAUGAGCUCCGGUAGCUCCGGUAGCCGCUCAGUUCGGUGCUCAGGUCUGCUAACAGCUGACAUGCAGCGCUCAGCUCUGUGACCUUGGACUCCUCUUCAUCAUCUUCAUCAGAGCAUCAGGGUUAACACUGGGGUUACGAUGGCCCUCAGAGAGGACUGCAGGCAGGCUAUGGUCUGCCUGUUGCUCUUGACAGUCUGGACCACACGGAGGUGCACUGAGUUACUUCUGCAUCCAGUCUGCUCUGAGUCCAAUAGCGCAGGAAGAGGAAGUACAAAGAAGAGGCAGAUUAAGUGAGCAGGUGAAGGGUUCUGCUGUCCUUUUCCAUAUAAACACUGUGGAGUUUAUUUCCAGCAUGAAGGGAAGGUGUAAGCCAGCCAGAGUCACACAUUCAUUCACAUACUGUGGUGAUGAUUCAGCCUGCUGUGAUCAGGGGACAGGUGUCACCUGGACAGGUGAAGUGGUUUCAGAGACUUUAGAUGCUGCUGAAAAGCUUCAGACCCUCCUGCUCUCCCUGCAGACGUCUGAGGGAUCUUCCAGGAAUGGUGACACUAUUUUCUGGAGAACUGAUUGGUCAGGAGGUGGUGAAUUCAUACCUGAUCUUGAGUUCUGCUCGAGAUGCAUUGCUGCCUCUCAGAGGAAUGACAAUGUCUAUGUGUCAGGGAUUUCUAACGCCUGUGGUGAUGUGGCAGAGCUCCUGCGAGCAUCCAGCGGCGUCAUCACCAGCCCCGGAUGGCCCUUCCAGUAUCCAGCCCGACUGAACUGCAGCUGGAACAUCAGGGCGCGACCUGGAGAUGCCAUCACCAUCAGCUUCCAGGACUUUGACCUGCAGGGUUCCCACCGCUGCACCUCUGACUGGAUGUCCAUCAGCAGCUACAGGAGCCUGGAUGGACUCCGGGUCUGUGGCUCCUCUUUGCCACCACCCUACAUUUCUUCACAGGACCAUGUGUGGAUCCACUUCCAUUCUGAUGAUAGCCUGACCGGAAAAGGCUUCAGACUGUCAUACAUCAGCGGUAAGCCAGAGGCAUCCAGCUGUGACGUGGACCAGUUCCACUGCUCCAAUGGGAAGUGCAUCCCAGACUGGUGGCGCUGUAACUCCAUGGACGAGUGCGGAGACAAUUCAGACGAGGACCUGUGCGUGGACUCGCCAUUCUCCUUCCAGCCCUGCAGCCUGAACCAGUUCCCCUGCCUGUCACGCUACACCCGCAUCUACACCUGCCUGCCCCACAGCUUGCGCUGCGAUGGCAGCAUCGACUGCCAGGACCUCGGUGAUGAGAUCGACUGUGACGUUCCCACCUGUGGCGAGUGGUUGAGGAACUUCUAUGGUUCUUUCAGCUCUCCAAACUAUCCUGACUUCUACCCUCCAGGAAGUAACUGCACUUGGCUGAUUGACACUGGAGACCACCGGAAGGUCAUCCUCAGGUUCACAGACUUUAAACUUGAUGGGACCGGCUACGGCGACUAUGUCAAGGUCUAUGAUGGGCUGGAGGAGAACCCCCGCCGACUCCUUAGAGUGCUAACUGCCUUUGACUCGAGAGCGCCAGUCGCCGUGGUUUCAUCAUCUGGUCAGCUUCGAAUUCACUUCUACGCCGACAAGAUCAAUGCGGCCAGAGGCUUCAAUGUCACCUACCAGGUGGACGGGUUCUGCCUGCCCUGGGAGGUUCCAUGUGGGGGAAACUGGGGAUGUUACACUGAGCAGCAGCGCUGCGAUGGGUACUGGCACUGCCCCAACGGUCGAGAUGAACUCAACUGCUCUUCGUGUCAGGAGGACGAGUUCCCCUGCUCCAGAAAUGGAGCCUGUUAUCCUCGAUCGGACCGCUGCAACUACCAGAACCGCUGUCCCAACGGUUCUGAUGAGAAGAACUGUUUCUUCUGCCAACCAGGAAACUUUCACUGCAAGAAUAACCGCUGUGUGUUUGAGUCGUGGGUUUGCGACGCGCAGGAUGACUGUGGCGAUGGCAGCGAUGAGGAGAGUUGUCCUGUCAUCGUUCCCACGCGAGUCAUCACAGCCGCUGUCAUCGGCAGCCUCAUCUGUGGCCUCCUAUUGGUCAUCGCCCUUGGCUGCACGUGCAAGCUUUACUCGCUGCGCAUGUUCGAACGCAGGUCAUUUGAGACCCAGCUGUCCAGAGUGGAGGCAGAGCUGCUGAGGAGGGAAGCCCCACCCUCUUACGGUCAGCUGAUUGCGCAGGGACUGAUCCCACCUGUGGAGGAUUUCCCAGUGUGCUCGGGGAGCCAGGCUUCGGUCCUGGAAAACCUUCGUCUGGCUGUCCGCUCUCAGCUCGGCUUCACAUCCCUCAGACUGCCGUCCUCUGGUCGUCGUAGCAACCUCUGGCGCCGCCUCUUCACUUUCUCACGGUCGCGACGGUCAGGCUCUUUGGCUCUGGUCUCUGCAGACCUGGAGGACAGCGCUGGCACUGGCAGCACUGGAAGCUCUGGCUCAGACCUGUUGUCUCCAGACUCGGACGACACAGACACAGAGGGUGAGCGAGGGCGAGAGCGAGGCAUGGGCGCAGUGGGUGGGCCUGUUGCACCCCUUCCUCAGAAAACCCCGCCUCCCUCUGCAGUGGAGGCCGCCCUGUCAGUGACACAGUCUGUGACCGCCGUGACCCUGACACCCGGUCGAGACCGUGAAAGGUCUAGAGAGGCCCCGCCCCCGUCUAGCCCUGUCACCGUUGUAACCUCCAAUCCAGAUCCUGAAUGUCACAGUGACGCCUCUGACCUCCAGGCCCCAGCAGCCUCUGCGCUGCAGCGCUUGGCCCAGAACCUGCACCGCUUGGCCAGGAACCUGACCAGAACAAACCAGAACCAGACCUGGACCAAUCACAGCCCCCUGCGCCAGCUAGAGACAGGAAGAGGCGGGGUUGAAGCAUCUGAGCGACGGGGUAGUGGAGAGGAAGAGGAAGAUGUGGAGCUCCUGAUCCCUGUCUCUGACUCAGACUCCUCCUCCUCAUCUUUAAUUGUCAGUGACGUCCGGCAACCUCUGCUGGAGUCACACCCCACCUCCACUGUGAGCCACGCUCCCCGCCAUCACCACGGGAAUGGUGGUCGAGGAGGGCGGGAUGGCCCCUGCGAACACUGUGGGAUGGUCCACACAGCUCAGAUCCCUGAUGCCUGCCUGGAGGCAACUGGCAAAUUGGAGAGCAGCGACGAUGAGCUGCUGCUGCUGUGCUAACAGGCUAACUGACAAGCUAAUGCUAACCCUACACCUUCAGUGUUGUAACACACUAACUGUAGCUGUUAGCAUGCUAGCCUGUCAGCAGUGCUGCACAACGCUACACAGUGACCCCACCCCUCAGACACUCAGAGGUCAGAUACCUGUUAGCCUGUAUUAGCACGCUAGCUGGAUCUGUGAUGUCAAAGUUAAACAGACGGAGUGAUGUCACUGAUUGAAUCCUUGUUGGUACGACUUUAAAAACAGUCCCUCUGAUGCCCGGUCUGUCUGUUAGAACACUCCCCCUCCUUAUGGUACCACUGAACAGACUGAACGUCUGUGUCGAGUUCCCCAGCAGGAAAGAGGGUCAUUGGAGGCAGCCAAAGGUCCAGCCCACAAAUAACACCACCCCACCUCACCCACCCCCAUAGGUCCGUUGGCAUUUCCUGCACUCCCAUUGGGCCUCACUUAAGUCGCUGACCUUAGAAUUCAGGUUACUUCCUCUUGGUACCACACACAGAGGAAGAGCUGAGGUCACCAGAUUCUCCCGUCACCUGCAGUUAUGUGAUGGUGGUGCCAAGAGACGCUGGAACUGAUUAGGUCAAAUAUUCAGUGUAUUGAUUAGGAGAGCGUUAAUUGGCUAUUGAUGGUGAAGCACAACAUCACAAAUGCGUUCUCAGUAGCUUAUAGUUUAAAUUUAGAACUGGACCAGUAGCUGGCUUUCUCCCCCAGUCAUGUGACCCUCACGUCCAGUGCAGUCAGGUUCCCUGCCGGAGUUCAGAGACACAGAAGGUCAAAGGUCAGUGUUUAUAGCUCACAUUGGACCGAAAGGUUUUGGUACAGCGGAGGAUCGGAACCCGAGUCAGACUUACCUGAAUUACAAAGGUUUUGUAGCCCCGCCCCCUCGCCGCUGCUCCUCCCAGACUGAAGCCAUUUCUGAUGUUUGUUACAGUUUUUGGUAAUCAGCUGACCUCGUGUGCGUGUGACUUUGUAUAUUUAUUAUUAUUAUUCAUGAUGUGGUUAUUAUUAUUAUUGUUAUUAUUGUUCUUAUUCAUGUUGUUGUGGUGAUUUUGGUGGUUUGCUGUUUUCUGACCUGCAUGAAUCCAGCUGUUUGGUGUUUUUCUUUGUAAAGUUAAAACCUGUUAAACUGCACUAAAGAUUAAAAGUUCACCUCCAGCA